AGAGGUUAUCUCAUUGACAGACGACCUCCUCUUGUAAGCUCGUUCAUUUAACGAGUAAAAAUACAACUCCAGAAUGGAGAUGAUUAUUUGGGAAAUCCAUAGUAUCAUUUGAUAGAAUAUAUUGUGUUAUUGAAUUUCUUCACGCUCCAUAAGAAAGUAUGAGAAAAGAAUAAAAUUGAGACACGUGUUGAGAAUAUAACCCAUAAAAAUGUCUUCACCGAUACCUUUGACUGUUCGAAGUUCUAUGGGUAUAUCUGCAUUGACAGGCCCUCCUGAGUUCAAAGCAUUAAAUGGGUUUAACACUGUCACAAGCAAAAACUGCAGAUCUAUACAGUUCAGUCCCAAUGGAGAUAUUUUAGCUUAUUUGAAUGAUUCUCAGUGUGUUUUGCUUGAUACAACUAACUGGUCUACCAUAGCUACUAUUCAACCAUGUAAGGCCAAUCAAAUGACUUUUUCUCCAAAGGGAACCUUUUUACUUACAUGGGAACCAUUCGCUAUUACUAAGGCAAACCCUAAUGGCGGUCCAAACCUUCACAUAUAUGAAACUAAGACUGGUAAAUUAAUUAAAAGUUUUGAACACAAAAAACAAUCUAAUUGGCAACCCCAGUGGAGUUCAGAUGAGAAAUUACUAUCAAGAUUAAUUAACACUGAUAUUGUAUUUUAUGAAGAUCUCAAUUUUGAUAAAAUAGUGACUAGGUUGAAAUGUAUCAAAGUUAGAUCAUAUGGUUUGUCGCCUAAUCCAGGAACCUACUUUUUCAUAUGUCAUUCCCCAGGCAGUCCGGGCCAACCAUCAUUUGGCAGACUAUUUAAGUAUCCCAAACUUGAAACUCAAGAUGCUAUUGCCAGUAAAAGCUUUUUCCAAGCUGAUAAUGUUGAUUAUUUAUGGAAUUCUAAGGGAAACAAUGCCCUCCUACUUACUAGUACAGAAGUUGAUAAAACUGGGGGAUCAUACUAUGGUAAACAAGGCCUGCAUUACAUUGGUCUUAAUGGACAAACAAUGAUGUUGACAAUGAGUAAAGAGGGACCAAUUUAUAGUGUUGAAUGGUCUCCAAAGAAUACUGAAUUCUGUGUAAUAUAUGGCUUUAUGCCUCCUAAAGCUACAGUAUUCAAUUUGAAAUGUGAACCCGUUUUUGAACUGGGAACUGGAUCCUUCAACUCAAUUUACUUUAACCCACAAGCUAACAUUUUGUUAUUGGGAGGAUUUGGCAAUUUGAGUGGUAACAUAUACACAUGGGAUACACUGAAUUGGAAACAAAUUGGUACUUGCUUAGCCCCAGAUACAACAUUAUUAGAAUGGUCACCAGAUGGUGCCCAUUUUUUAACAGCCACCACUUCCCCACGGUUGAGAGUUAAUAAUGGUUUUAAAAUAUGGCACUUUUCUGGUGCUCUUCUCCAUGAGAAGCCAUGUGUUGAUGAAGAACUCUAUGAUGUUGCAUGGAAGAAAUAUCCUAAAUAUACAUUCAAAGAACCAAGUAUCUCUGAGAAAGUUCAGGGCAUUGAAUCUUCACAGCCUCAAGCCUCAAAAAAAGCCUAUGUUCCUCCAUCUCUUAGAAAUCGACCUACUAAUCCCAAAGUUCAAGGUGAAGGUGAAAAAGCUCAUAAACCAGGUGGUGAUUCUGGACCAUCCAAGGCUGCUUUGAAGUUGAAGAAAAAGAGAGAAGCAAAAAAAGCUAAAAAAGUAGAUGAGGAUGAGCAAAAACCCUCUGCAACUGUUGUUAGCUCUGUUCAAAUAAACUUGAGUGGAGAUCCAGAAAAGGAUAAAAAAUUGAAAAAUUUAAAAAAGAAACUUGAUGCAAUUGAGAAGUUGAAAGAACAGCAAUCUCAAGGAAAAGUGCUGGAAAUCAAUCAACUAGCUAAAAUAAAAGGAGAAGCUGAUUUACUGAAGGAAUUGGAGCAGUUACAAGUGUGAUUUUAUACAUGAAAAUAUAUUUAUCAUGUUGAUUUUCUAACAAUAAAAUAUAUUUUGAGGAAUUUGAAA
Messenger RNA from Coccinella septempunctata (seven-spotted ladybird), 1978 nucleotides. RefSeq names its product eukaryotic translation initiation factor 2A (gene eIF2A). The record is from RefSeq and is a predicted model, not a curated record. Gene Ontology annotation, cellular component: cytosolic small ribosomal subunit. NCBI's taxonomy places the organism in Eukaryota, Metazoa, Arthropoda, Insecta, Coleoptera, Coccinellidae. Gene Ontology annotation, molecular function: translation initiation factor activity; protein binding; ribosome binding. The transcript is spliced from 9 exons. Gene Ontology annotation, biological process: translational initiation. The coding region runs from base 209 to 1909 and encodes 566 amino acids.